AUGUCGGAGAAGCGGAUCUCGCGCUGGUAUUUCGGCGGUCUGGCGUCGUGCGGAGCCGCGUGCUGCACGCACCCGCUGGACCUCGUGAAGGUGCACCUGCAGACGCAGCAGGAGGUAAAGAUGAGGAUGGUUGGCAUGGCGAUGCAUGUGGUGAAGAACGACGGAGUGCUGGCGCUCUACAACGGCCUCAGCGCCUCUCUGUGCAGACAGAUGUCGUACUCUCUCACCAGGUUUGCCAUCUAUGAAACUGUCCGAGAUAUGAUGGGCAGUCAGGGGCCCAUGCCUUUCUACCAGAAGGUGCUGCUGGGAGCAUUUGGAGGGUUUACUGGAGGUUUCAUUGGGACACCAGCGGACAUGGUUAACGUCAGGAUGCAGAACGACAUGAAGCUGCCCCCUGAGCUCAGGAGAAACUACAAACACGCACUGGAUGGACUCUUCAGAGUGUGGCAGGAGGAGGGAACGAGGAAGUUGUUCUCCGGAGCCACCAUGGCGUCCAGUCGAGGAGCUCUGGUCACUGUAGGACAGCUGGCGUGCUAUGACCAGGCCAAGCAGCUCGUCCUGAGCACAGGAGUGAUGGGAGAUAACAUUCUCACUCACUUCCUGUCCAGCUUCAUUGCCGGAGGAUGUGCUACGUUUCUCUGUCAGCCGCUGGAUGUGCUGAAGACACGACUAAUGAACUCUAAAGGAGAGUAUAGAGGAGUGCUGCACUGUCUAUCAGAGACUGCCAAACUAGGACCACUGGCCUUUUACAAGGGUUUAGUUCCGGCUGGGAUCCGACUGGUUCCGCACACGGUUCUGACCUUUGUGUUCCUGGAGCAGCUGAGGAAAUACUUUGGAAUCAGAGUGGUCAGUUGAGUCUGCACAGUGGACAGCGGGCCUUGUGACCUCGUACUGCCAACAUUUCACCACCAAGCUGCAACCUGGACUGAGCUGGAGCUGAGAGUGCACCAUAUUACAGUCGAGAUGCACAGAGCCGAAACUGAGCUGUCUUCCAGCUCCAUUAAUACAAACACUCACUCACAUUCACUACUACGUAGACGCCUAGGUAGAUAGAUCCUCUACAACUGACCCUUGACUGGACACUUCCGGUGUUAAUGCCCUUUUAACGACUUUAAGUUCCACAUGCUGUAACUGUAAAUAACUGUUUUGAUCUGCAAUUAUAAUUGUCGUUUUGCUGUAGGCUUCUUUUAUGAAUGCAGUUACAUAACGACAUACUAGUUAUUCACAUGAUUUCCAUUCAAUUUACUGAAUUCCGAAGUCUGAAUUUUUGGGGGUUUUUUUGGUCAAAAAAAGACAUUGUUUAAAAAAAAAAGGGUUUUUUUUGUUGGUUUGUUUUUAAGACAACAGCAAAUUUUCAACAAAUUGAAUUUUAUAAUCAUAUUUUUUUUUCAAAAUUGUUUUGCUAAAGAUGUGAUGGCACUUCACACUCCUAGAACUGGUAGCAUCAGGUGAUUGGAGUACUAACUAGGGGGUGGAAUUGGGAAAAUUCUGGAAAAGUCCAAAAGAAACCCAAAAAAACUUGUUUUAAUGAGCAACAUGUCAGAAACAAUGUGUAGAAAACUACAGCCAAUGAUAAAUGAGACUUUUAAGGGUGACAAUACAGUAGUUUUCUAGUGGGAACAAGAUCACAAGCGAGUAGAUCCAGUCAUUUCUUUCAUGUUUACGUAAACAUUCCCCAGCCUAACUCCCACUGUGGGACCGCCAUACAAACCCAUUCAUCACAUUCAGAUCCUGCAUUCCACACGGCUGAUUCUUCACUACGAAGACGUGCACACUUGAUGAAAGCCUGGUGGCAGUGUAGACACGACUGAUUUGAGACGAGGCCAGCAGUUUUACAAACUAGGUUGUAGCCUAUGGAUUACAUACUGGAAGUAGGUAGUAAGAGCAGUAGAUGAAAAUGUACAUUAACUACAUUAAUUGUAAUACAUUUGAGAAAUUUUUGAUUGUUUUCAGGGACGAAUGCUUGAGUGCCUUGAUUAAAGUGUGUAUGUUAAUCCGAUUCUCUUCACAGUUGGGGUCAGUUCAAAGUCAUGCAUGUUCUUUUUAUUCAAAUUCUCAAUAGCAGCCCAUUUCCAAGCUUUUUGCCCCCAACACAAUAGCUUAUAAAUUGAGUCCUUGAGCCGCUCCUGGUGAAAUUGCAUGGACGCCAGCCGUCCUUAUGGUGCUCUGUAUUGUACACACGUAUACACAUAAAAGCUGGCAGCCCCGUCAAUUUUAAGGUACUUUAUUUUGCAUAACAUAUAUUUACUGGAAUUACUUGUUGCCUGGAUUCAAUCUGCCAUUUAAUAGAGUCCAGGUCCAUAAAAAGAAUUGAAUCUAUGCAGAUGCCAGUUUGUAUGUGGAGAAAAUAGUAUGUAAUCAUGAUAGGAAAUUGAAUGUGGUUUGUAUAAGAUGCACAUUGACAUGUUUGGACUGAUAUUUUUGCUUCUAUACAGACUCGAUUGCUGUAUUUUCUGGGAAACAAUGAUGUAUAUCAUGCAAAAUGGGACACAAACACAUUUCCAUGCAAUCUGUUAAGUUUGAUUAGCUGACGUGUAUUUUCAUUAUAAUGAAACCGCUCUGCGGUCAGUAGGGAUGGGCAAUAUGCCAAAAUAUGUCAUGAUACUACAAGACAUUUUCACAAUACACCAUAUGAAUUACAAUAUUUAGUUCUUCUGUUAUUAAACUAAGUUGAUGAACUAAAUGAAACCUGUAGCGCUACAUAAAAGAAAUUGCUGCUCGUAUCUCCUUUUCAGUUUUUAGCAUCAUUUGAAAAUGUCUGUUGCUCUUCACAUUGUGUGUAAGUGUUACGAUGAAUGAAGCACAAGAAAUGAACCAAAAUGACUUGGAAAAAGUCUGGUGCCAUUGACUUACAUUAAAAGUAGAGUAUGUUUUUCCUUCUUCUGUAAAGUUUCAGAGGUUUUGUUCUGACAAACGAUGAAAUACUAUGAUUUGCAAUGAUUUUUAUUCAGUGUUUUACUAAUUGCACUAAAUCCAUUUAAUCAAGCCUAUUUCUGUAGUCAUUGUUCUUUAAGUACUAACGAUGUCAAACUCAGAUUCGAAACUCAGAAAGCAUAUCGUCCCAUAAUUUAUCACGAUUCUGGUAAAGUAUCGUCACAUUGCCCACCCCUAGCGGUCAGAUUGUGAACUUUGGGUUUAUUCCUGUAAUAUUUAUAGUUUUCGAUACUUUGUAGAUGAUGUGAUGCUGCUGUAGUGAACUGCACUACUGAAUGACUAUGAAUUGUUUGUUAGAAUGUCUAAUGAAUGAAACUCCUGUUUUUAAUCUCACUCUGUGAUGUUAUGUAUGACACUGGCCUUAUCUAACUGACGCCUGAAGAGGGCACUGUGUAGUUGUCAGAUUACAGAUUACGUCGACUGACUGUACACUAUGUUCAAAAGUUUGGGGUCAGUGUUGUCUGUAAUGUGAAACCCAUUUAGUUGGGGAGUCGUGUAAAAUUUCAGCCUUUAACAGAAAAUUUCCAUUAUCUGUAAUGUGCAAAUAAAUAUGAAAUGAUUAAUAGACCUGUAGAUGACUGUACAGUGAUAAAGCUGCCUAACAUUUGAAAAUUAAAUUCUAUAGACAUUGA
Molecule: messenger RNA, 3566 nt
Organism: Pygocentrus nattereri (red-bellied piranha)
Lineage: Eukaryota; Metazoa; Chordata; Actinopteri; Characiformes; Serrasalmidae
Gene: slc25a10b
Product: solute carrier family 25 member 10
Exons: 11
Coding region: 1-855 (284 amino acids)
Biological process (GO): thiosulfate transport; succinate transmembrane transport; oxaloacetate transport
Molecular function (GO): oxaloacetate transmembrane transporter activity; antiporter activity; succinate transmembrane transporter activity
Source: RefSeq, a predicted model, not a curated record